CAGGCAACCAAAUAAAAGGGUUUUUAUAGCCUAGAAUUUUGCCUGAGCUUGACUCAUAAUCACAUAAUUGUUUCCAGAUUAUAAUAUGAAUCGAAUUGAAAACACAUUCAUCUUUGAUUUUAGAAGAUCAAAAGAGGUGUAUGGCAACUUUAGACAGUUUUAUGCCAAGAAGUCGAUCCCCCCGCCUUACACUUUCAACAAGUCCUUAUCGAAUGAUGAAAAUUUAUCGAACUUGAGUAUUCAUUUGCUGGAUAGUCGGUCAUGUGCUUGUGACCUAUUUGCAUACAAACCAUUACUUAUUGAGCUGGUUGCAAGGCUCAUUUUUGACCCCCAACUAGAAAGAAAAUUUUUGAACCUCAAUAAUACAACCAAAGUUGUCGAAGGUUGUCAAGUUCUCUCAGCAUUAUCCUAUAUUUUAACAUACACACAAGAAAUUUCAACUUUGACCGAACAUUUUCUGAACUCAAAAGACUUUUUCAGCUCUUUGAAAAACUGUAUCAAGACCGUACCUCAACCAGAACUACAGACUUUUCUUUUGUCAUUUUAUAGAUUAUUAGUCGCAGAUAAACAAAGGUUCCAGAAGUUCAUAGAUCCUCAAACUUUGCAUUUAUUGGUGACCGAAGAAGCUACAUCGAACAUAAACAGAUACAUUUCUAUCCAAAUACUUUCAAACAUCCUCUUUUUUUCUGAGGAGGUCAAGUAUAAGACAAUCGAGGAGCAUGUUAAUCAGAAUGACCUUGUCGGCACUUUUGAUGGUGACGAAAACAUCAAUUUCAAAUUCCUUUCGGUGUUUGAAGCUCAAAGAUUAUCAAAUUUCUCGAAAUUUUGCCCUCUGGAAGAUUGCUUUAUUGAAUCAUCUUCCACUGUCACUUUCAGGGAGUCAGAGUUAUCACUUGGUGUUAGCAUAAUUUCUGGAAUAAUUGUUCCUAAUCUAUUAUCACUCGAAUCGAGUAUCCUGCCAUCAAUAUCUCAGCAACCUGGAUUUGUGGAGCUUUCGAAGUCUUUGCAUGCCAUUAGAUCAUUCUCUACGUUGAUCAAAACCUCUCGACCAAUUUUACUGGCUGGUUCUGCUGGAAGCGGAAAAACAUUCUUGGUCGAUGAGAUGGCCAGACGAUUGCAUAUCGAAGAUUUGAAUAACUUGGUCAAAAUUCAUCUAAACCAACAAACAGACUCAAAAUCUUUAUUGGGAACAUACACUUCAGGAACAAAACCAGGGACUUUUGAAUGGAAAAAUGGUGUUUUGACCACUGCAGUCAAAGAAGGUAAAUGGGUUCUUGUUGAGGAUAUAGACAAGGCACCUAAUGAGGUUUUAUCUAUUUUAAUGAGUUUACUAGAGCACAGAGAAAUCACAUUACCUUCAAGAGGUGAGGUAUUGAAAGCGGGUAAUGGGUUCCAGUUGAUUUCUACUAUUAGAACCACUUCAACUUCUACUGAUGAUGAAAUUCAUUUUCCCGACAUUAUUGGUUUACGUUUGUGGAACAUUUUACAGCUGCAAGAUUUGGAUGAAAAAGAUUUGAAGACGAUUUUGAAAUCCAAAUUUCCACUACUUACUCGCUACACUGACCUCUUCAUCAAAUGCUAUUUUGAGGUAAGGAAUAUCAGCAAUUCUCGCAAAUUUGUUUCAAUGAAUAAGGGUGCUCAACCGAGACAAAUUUCAAUUAGAGACUUGAUGAAAUUCUGUCGUAGGAGCGAACAUAUAUUCGAGCUUCAAGAUAUCAAAACUGCAGAUGACCUUAUCCACGACGAUGUUUUUGAUACCAUUUUUCAAGAGGCAAUUGCUUGUUUCACCAGUGCGAUUGUUGAACGUGACCCUAUCGAAUGUUUGAUAAAAGAGAUUGGUUCCAUUCUCGAAAUUCCAACAUCCAGAAUCAAUUUUCAACUUUCAAGGCACGUUCCUGUCAUAGAUAAUUUUGACAACGCUUUGAAGGUUGGCCGUGCCUAUAUGAAGAAACACACAAUGAUCGGUUUGAACAAAUAUCAACAUAAAGUUGCAAUCGGUAACACCACUUCAUUUGCAACAACAAAUCAUUCUGCAAGAUUGAUGGAAGAGGUAGGUGUGGCAAUAUCAAUGUGUGAGCCAUUACUUUUGGUAGGUGAAACUGGUACAGGUAAGACUACAGUGGUUCAGCAAAUGGCAAAACUGUUGAAUAAAAAAUUGGUAGUCAUCAACUUAUCGCAGCAAACCGAAGUUGGUGAUUUGUUGGGAGGUUUCAAACCAAUAAAUGCUAAAACAAUUGCACUUCCACUAGAGGAGGACUUUGAGCAGUUAUUUGCAAGAUCUUUUUCUGCUAAAAACAAUGAAAAAUUUCUGAAGUUGCUAUCGAAGUGUUUCAACAAGUCUCAAUGGAAAAACGUUUGCAGGCUUUGGAAAGAAGCAUACAAAAUGGCAAAAUCCACCUUUUCAAAGUCUCCAUUGGAGGGCGAGAGAAAUGUCAUUGAAGAAGAAGAGGAAGGAAAGAAGAAAAAGAGAAAACUUAAUGACUACGAGAAGACCGAGUUAAUGAAAGAGUGGAAGGUUAUUCAGUCAAGGGUAAAUAAUUUUGAAAAGCAAAUAGUGGACAUGCAAAAUUCAUUUAUAUUCAAAUUUGUGGAAGGCUCCUUAGUAAACGCAGUGAAAAAAGGAGAUUGGUUAUUACUGGAUGAAAUGAAUUUGGCAGCACCAGAAACUCUAGAUAGCAUAUCUGAUUUAUUGGCUGAGUACCAAGCUCAAAGGAGCGUUUUAUUGUCCGAAAAAGGUGAUGCAGAAAGUAUCAAAGCUCAUCCUGACUUUCGUAUAUUUGGUUGCAUGAAUCCUGCUACAGAUGUGGGUAAAAAAGAUUUAUCUCAAAGUAUUAGAUCUAGAUUCACAGAAAUUUAUGUUGUCUCACCUGACCAGGACAUUCAAGAUUUGUUAAUGAUUAUUGAUAAGUAUAUCGGAAAAUACGCACUUUCUGAUGAGUGGAUUGGAAAUGACGUUGCCGAGUUAUAUUUGAAGGCUAAAAAACUAUCAGAUGAUAAUGCAAUUGUUGAUGGUGCAAACCAAAAACCUCAUUUCAGUAUUCGUACUUUGACCAGAACAUUAGUAUAUGCAAGAGAAAUUGCAUCUAUAUAUGGUUUGCGGAGAGCCUUAUAUGAAGGUUUUUGCAUGUCUCUUUUAACUUUGUUAGAUGCUAGGUCGGAGAAACUUCUUAUGCCAGUUAUUCGGAAGUAUACCAUUGAGAGACUCAAAAAUGCUAAAUCAGUACUAUCCCAAAUACCCUCAGAUCCAUCCACAAAUACGGCUCAGUUCAUUCAAUUUGGGCAUUACUGGAUGCGUAAAGGCUUGGAAAUGGUCGAGCCACAAAGUCAUUAUAUCCUAACUCCAUUUGUUGAGAAAAAUAUGAUGAAUUUAGUUCGUGCCACAAGUGGUGGAAAGUUUCCAGUUCUUAUUCAAGGCCCAACUUCUGCUGGUAAAACGUCAAUGAUCAAUUAUUUGGCUAAAAUCAGUGGUCACAAGUUUGUUCGUAUCAACAACCACGAGCAUACAGAUUUACAAGAAUAUUUGGGUACAUAUGUUUCUGACGAUAGCGGAAAACUAGUUUUUAGAGAAGGUAUUUUGGUCGAUGCACUACGUCAUGGUCAUUGGAUUGUUUUGGAUGAGUUGAAUUUAGCUCCUACUGAUGUUUUGGAAGCUUUAAACCGUUUGCUUGAUGACAAUCGAGAGCUUUUUAUACCAGAAACUCAAGAAAUAGUGAGACCUCAUCCCGACUUUAUGCUUUUUGCGACCCAGAAUCCGCCAGGAUUAUACGGCGGUAGAAAAGUGCUUUCUAAAGCUUUUAGAAAUAGAUUCUUAGAAUUACAUUUUGAUGAUAUUCCUCAAGAUGAGCUUGAAGUUAUCCUCAGAGAAAGGUGUAAAAUUGCUCCGUCAUAUGCCAAAAAAAUUGUUGAUGUAUACAGAGAGUUAGGAAUCAAACGUCAAUCAGCAAGGCUAUUUGAGCAAAAAAACUCUUUUGCCACUUUAAGGGAUUUAUUUAGAUGGGCACAACGUGAAGCCGUAGGAUAUGAACAAUUGGCUGCAAAUGGAUACAUGUUGUUAGCCGAAAGGGUAAGAAGACCUGAAGAAAAAAUAGUGGUGAAAGAAGCACUUGAAAAAGUCAUGAGGGUGAAGCUCGAUAUGAGACAGUACUAUUCUGAUCUGGAAAUUCCUGAACUGCUGGAACUUGAAGGUCCCGUUAUUUGGACCAAAGCAAUGAGAAGGCUAGCUGUGUUGGUGAUAACUUCAAUGCAAAACAAUGAACCGCUUCUAUUGGUUGGUGAAACUGGUUGCGGUAAAACUACUGUUUGUCAAAUGAUUGCCAAGUUUUUUAAGAAGGAAUUAGUGAUUGUCAAUGCUCACCAAAACACUGAAACAGGAGAUUUAUUAGGUGCACAGAGGCCAGUACGUAACCGUUCAGAUUUACAAAUCAAAUUUGUUCAAACUCUCAGAGAUAUUGCUUCAAGACAUGGUGAGAUUAUUGACCCCAAAAUAACUUUCAAUGAAUGUGUCCUGCUCUGGAAAAAGUUGGAAUUGUCAAAUAAGUUUUCAGCAGAAGAUUCCGAGAUAAUAAACAAGGUUAAAAGAGAUUGCGAAUCUUUGUUCGAAUGGAAUGAUGGUCCACUUGUCAGUGCAAUGAAAGGUGGGGCAUACUUUUUACUCGAUGAGAUCUCCCUUGCCGAUGAUUCAGUGUUGGAAAGAUUGAAUUCUGUCCUAGAACCUGAAAGAUCUUUGCUACUCACCGAGAAAGGAUCUGGUGAUAUAUUUGUUACUGCCCAUCCUGGUUUUCAGUUUUUGGCAACAAUGAAUCCUGGUGGGGAUUACGGUAAAAAGGAGUUGUCACCUGCUUUGAGAAACCGUUUCACCGAAAUUUGGGUACCCUCAAUGGAGGAUUUUGAAGACGUUAGGCAAAUAGUGUCUUCCAAGUUAGGUCCAGAUGUCAAACAUUUGACUAAUCCAAUUGUUGAGUUUUCCAAGUGGUAUGGAAACAAAAUGGGAGGUGGUGACCCUUCUAGCGGAGUUUUGUCUUUGAGAGACAUCUUGGCUUGGAUUACUUUCAUAAACACUGCACGAGAGAAAGGGAUACCAGAAAUGGCUGCUUUGCUUCAUGGUGCAAGUAUGGUGUUCAUUGAUGCUUUAGGUACUCACAACACAGCAUACCUUGCUGAGAAUGAAGAGAAUUUGAGGAAAGCUAAGCUUGAGUAUGUGAAGAAACUAUCAGAGUUUGCCAACUAUGAUUUGAUACCGCUUUUUAGCUCCAAUAUUGAAAUAAGACUAUCUGAUUCUUUGCUUACGUGUGGUGUCUUCAGCAUCGAAAGACGAUCCAGUGCUCCUCAAGCUGAUUCAUUCAAUCUUAAAGCACCUACAACCGCUUCUAAUGCUGCAAGAGUAGUUCGAGCCCUACAGGUACAAAAACCAAUUUUGCUUGAGGGUAGUCCAGGAGUAGGGAAAACUUCAUUGAUUACUGCGUUAGCAUUAGCUACGGGCAAUGAAUUGACACGUAUCAAUUUAUCUGAACAGACUGACUUGAUUGACUUAUUUGGAUCCGAUUCUCCGGUUGAAGGUGGGCAAGCUGGCGAGUUUGUUUGGAGAGAUGCUCCAUAUCUAAGGGCUAUGCAAAAAGGUGAAUGGGUUUUACUGGAUGAAAUGAAUUUGGCAUCACAAUCCGUAUUAGAGGGUUUGAACGCAUGUUUAGACCACAGAGGUGAAGUUUAUAUUCCAGAACUCGACAAAUCAUUUAUAAGUCAUCCAGACUUCAAAGUUUUUGCUGCUCAAAAUCCUCAACUUCAAGGUGGUGGAAGAAAAGGUCUUCCAAAGUCCUUUAUCAACAGAUUCAGUGUCGUUUACGUUGACAUGCUUACUGGUGCCGAUUUAAAGUUGAUUGCACAACACCUUUAUCCAUCGCUGAAUUCAGAGAUGAGUGGUAAGUUAAUAUCGUUCAUGUCUAAGCUGGAGGAAGAGGUUGUGAUCAAGAGACAAUGGGGAUCAUCAGGUGCACCAUGGGAAUUCAAUUUAAGAGAUACUUUACGUUGGUUAUCUUUAAUUGAGACCAAGGGAGUAACCAACAAUGUUUUUCCUUCUGACUUUUUUGAGUUAGUGGUGAGACAAAGAUUUAGGACUGAAAAGGAUAAGCAACACGCAAGCAACUUGUUCAAGUCAAUUUUUGGAGGAAUAGAGAAGAAAGAUCCUUAUUACAUGAUUGAUACAGGCUACAUACAAUGUCAAAAUGCUUUCAUUCAGAGGAAUAAUUUAUUACACUAUCAAUGUGAUGCUAAAAUCUCUCAUCUUCAGUGCAACGUUCCAAUUUUGGAGACCAUAUUUCGAUGUAUUCAACAAGCAUAUCCGUUAAUUUUAGUUGGUAGUUCUGGAUCUGGUAAAUCUAGUUUGAUCAAGUUUGCCGCAGACGUUGUUGGAUCCAAAGUGUACGAAUUUUCAAUGAAUAGCGAUAUUGAUAGUAUGGACAUUUUGGGAGGUUAUGAGCAAGCCGACUACUCAAGAACCCUUGCACGCUAUAACAAUGAAAUAUCCGAAAGCUUACUAAAAGUAGUGGCAAUAAAUGCCUACUUGUCUGCACCUAAGAACGUCAAUGCUGUACAACUUGCUACAAAGCUACUAAAGAUACUGAAUGUGCAAAGUCUAACUCUUGCCAAUGUUAAAAAAGUUCUGGAGCAAUUGCUACGUUUGACUGAGUUCUAUCAGAGUGACAACAUCUUGAACUUGAUCCAGGAUUUACGUGAAAUCGAUAAUUCUGUUUCAAGUGACAACCUGAAUGCCAAUUUUGAGUGGUUUGAUGGGCUUCUUGUUGAAGCAGUUGAAAAAGGAUACUGGUUGAUUUUAGACAAUGCAAACUUGUGCAGUCCUUCAGUUCUUGACCGUUUGAAUUCUUUAUUAGAAACAAACGGGAUGCUCAUCAUCAAUGAAUGUACUAAUGACGACGGAACUCCAAGGGUAAUUAAAACUCACCCACAAUUUAGAUUAUUCUUAACUUCUGACCCAAAAUAUGGGGAGUUAUCAAGAGCAAUGAGAAACAGAUCGGUCGAAAUAUAUGUUGAGCCUUUAAAAGAAAGAGCUACCAAGAUUGAUAGACAAGUCUUAGGCAUGUGUCCGAAUACACUUGAAAAUGUUGCUUUAAGUGAGAAAGUAAAUUCCCUGGAUAUAAAAUCUCCAAGCAAGACACUGACGAGCUUUGUGGCUGUGAAUGAUAGCCGCUCGAUGAAUGUCUCUUCUUUCCUUGACUACUACAAUGCAGCACAAUUUAUCGGUAACAAAUUUGUUCCAUCUACAUUUUUGCAGUUCAUCAAUAUUUCUUCUGUCCCAUUGAUUCUCGAAUUGAUCUCUGCACCUUCUAUUUCUUCAGAAUUUUCAGAUCCAUUGUUGCUAGAAAAGUUCAGACUCAAAACUCAAUUUCUAGUAGACUCCGGGCUUAUUGAUGCAGUGCUAAAAUUGUACAAGAAAUCAUGUACAGCUUCCCCUCUUUUAUCAAGUUCUGCUUAUGCUGACGAAUCAAAGUAUCCUGUGUCUGCUUUGACAAAUGAGUCCCUCUAUCCGCUAAUAAAAGCUGAGAUCCCUCAUGCAAUUUCACGUGAAACUUCCUUUCUGUUUAUUGUUUUGACGAUGCUUUCUGAUGCUUUCAUAUUCAUGAAAAGCUUACAUGAUAAGGCUGAAGUUGUAAAUGCAUCUGUUAUGAAUCCGUUAGAACAACUUGCGGCAGUUUCCUUAGGAAGAGAUUUAAAAAAGAUACCACCAAUCAAUGUUUAUAAAUGGAUAGUGGAAGUUCUUACUUUUGUCAAUGAUCAGUUUUCAGAACUUGUGAGAAGCCAAAGUUUAUUGCACUCUGCGGAACGCUUUGAAUCGCUUUUCAAGUUGACUGUACUUUGGAAUAACUUUCUUGCUGCAUCUUCUUCGAUGAAUCAGACCGCAAUUCGUGUUUAUCAGGAUGAUCUAAUUGACUGGUUUGAAGGGCAUCACAGCAAAUUCAAUUCUACAAUGACCUUAAAAUUGGGUAAUUUUAUCACGGAUUUCAACAGCCAGCUGAAAAUGUCUACAGGUUCUUCUAUGACAUUAAUAUGGAAUGCAUGCAGGGGAACAUACCCACAAACUGCAUCCGCCUGGAAAAAUUAUGAGCUACUAUUAAAGGUGGCAAAUGAUUUUGAUAGAGUUGCUUAUGAGCAAUUUCCCGAAAACAUAGGGAAUGUGAACGAAUUUAGAAAAAUGUUCAUCAGCCUUUUUGAUGCUUGCAUGGAAAAAACUCAGCAAGAUGACUUUUGCGAGAUACUUGAGAAUAUGAAGCUUAGAAUAAAUGAGCUUUCCAGCAUUUCCGAAUCAUUUUUGUCAAAAAGAGCGCAUCCAUUUGAGGAGUAUUUCGUAAGUUUGAUUGGAUUCAUUGAAUCGAAGCUAACUUUUGACACAUCUGCAGUUAAAUUAGACUCCGAGACGUUGUCGUUGUGUUUGUUAGCAAACAAGAGAACCGAGGACCUGAUUGAUCAUGAAAAUACAGAAUUGUUCAAGCCAUUCCCUAAAAUAUUCAGAUCACUUUGGAACUCAAACGGCUCUUUGCAGUUACCUUUAUUUGAUGAUAAAUUUUUGAAAUCGACUAUGAGUCUAGUUUCCGAAAUAGAAACGACCAAAGGUGGAAAUAUUGAUCAGACUCUUUUCGAUAUGAAACUUUUCAUUUCGAGUCUAUUAAAUCACUCGCAAGAGGUUCUAGCCGACCACACGAUUUACUUUGCGUCCAUUCUUCAAAAAUGGAUAGCUUUUAUCAGUGAAAUUCAUAUUGAUCUACUUGAAUCGAAGGAAGUACAGAAACUCGUUAAAUGUGAUUUUAGAAGCUGCUCUGCAGAAUCUCUUACCAAGUACUGCAACGUUUUUAGAAAGUAUGGAUAUACUGCAUAUGCCGACAUUUUUGAAACUUACUUCAUGCCAUCUUUGCUCAACUUAGUAAAAGUAUCGAGAAAAAGAAUUUUAGGUGAGUGCUUUCUCCUCACUGCUUGUGGAUUUAUCAUGCUCUACAUGCCAGAUUCAGCUUAUGAUCCAGCAGCAGUUGAUCAUAUCCUGUACAAUGACUUCUUAGAACUACAGAAAUUGAUUGCAAACAUCAAGGAGUCAUUCGAUAUGGCUAGAACUCAGUUUUUUGGCGACAGCGCAAUUACAGCUGAGAAGUAUUUGCCUCAAGUAGAAUCAAAUUCUAUUACUGAAGUUCCACGGGUUUUUCGAGACUCACGUCCUACAGAAAAGCUCUUUGAAGAGUGGCACCAAUUCUUUUCAUCCUACGUUGAUAAGGAGCACAUUAAUUUCAUGUUGAAAACAGCCAGCGAAAUUAGUGAAAAAGCUAAUUCUCAGAUCAAUAACUUCAUGAAAAAUGCUACUUAUUUUGUGUUACGUUUGAAAGAGAACCAUUUGAGGUUUUCUGAUUUAAAUGACAUUCUAGCAGGUUUUGUUGAUGGGUUAAAACUUGGACUCUUCCUAAUGCAUGAAGGGGCUAGAGAAUCUUCAAUUUCUUCUCCAAGUUCACUUUGGAUCUCAGACGCAUCCGUAAUUUAUUCUCCAUUGAGGUUGCGUUUUACAUUUGAAUCCACUCAAGAAGCAGUUCGUAAAGUUUCAGUCAAUGACUUUGAUGCUGAAAGAAUUUAUGCUUAUCUUCUCCUUCUCUUUAAAUCUCCAUCCCACACAAAUAUUGAUGGUGAUCCUGAAACAUUCAAUGAAAUUUUAAUGGCAUUAUAUUACAGAUGGUCAUUGAGAGUACUAAAAGAGCAAGAGAAGGAAUCUAAUGAAACUGGUAUUUACAAGUUUGCUGACUCUGCCAUGGAUGCUGAAGCUGAUUUUAGAAAGCUUUUUCCGGAUUCAGACCAAAUCAUGGACCUUAGUGCUUCGGGAAGCAUUGCAUCAAGCGAAGAUUCGUCUGACGUGUACUAUGCCAUAGCCAAAGCAUACAUGGCGAAGUUCAAUUCCGAUUCUGUCGUUUCGGCGGAAGAUAUCUCGAAUGCAUCCAUUGAUGCAUUCCAGUCCCUUAAAAGAGUACAGAAGGUAUCAGCUAGUGCUAAGAACUCAGCUUCUACUUUAAUCACCAUUUUCUCCUUGUUGAAUAAAUCUUAUGAGCAAUUCGGUACUACAAAAAAAUCAUCAGAAAUUGAUUUUUAUCAUGGCUAUGAUUUUUCUCAAACAAGGACUGCAGUUUCAGUUAUAAGAAAAGUUCAAAUAUCUGUUGCUGAGCUAUUAAAAAAAUGGCCGGAACAUGCUACUUUAUCUGAGUUAUUCAGAAUCUGUACAGAGUUUAUGGAAUAUUCAUCAUCAACACCUAUAUUUAGGCUUCUAGCUAAAACCGAACAGAUUUUCACUUUCAUUGCCGAGUGGGAAAAGUAUGCGCACUCAGGGGUAUCUAUGGCUUCUCUUUAUCGCUCAGUUUCAGAGUUGAUUGUCUCAUGGAGACAGUUGGAGUUGGCUUCUUGGAAACAAGUUUUUGUGAAUGAGGAAAUGGCAAUAAAGAAGCGUAUCGGAAAAUGGUGGUUUUAUUUGUUUGAAACUAUUAUUGUUCCGGCAAUGAACAACGAAAUCUACGACGAAGAACUGGAGGUAAAAAUACUUUCCGCCAUAAAUAUUUUCUUAUCCCAAGCCACAUACGGUGAGUUGUCAUACAGGUUAGAUCUGUUGAUGGCUUUUGCCAAGCAUCUUGAGAGAUUAGCUCCCGAAUUAACUCUCAGAUCCUCUUUACUGAAUAUAAUUACAUUUUUUGAGCAAUUUUUGGGUCAGAUCAGUGAUUCAAUUAGUGCAACCAGAAAGGAUUUGGAAAAGAAGGUCACUGAAAUUAUUUUAUUAGCAAGUUGGAAGGACAUUAAUAUUGACGCGUUGAAGCAAAGCUCACGUCGUUCCCAUAAUAAUUUGUACAAAAUUAUCAGGAAAUACCGUGACCAGUUGAUGAAACCUGUUAAACCAUUAAUUGAAGAAGGUUUAUCAUCAUCAAACAAAGUUGAUUUUAAAAUGACAAUUUCAGUGAAAACAACGAUUAAGUUACCUGCAGAUAUUUCCCUGGUUAAUCGGCUAUGUUCUGAAGUAAGUGCAUGGACUGAAAGAAAUACAAGAUUGAAAGACAGUACUCGAGUUGAGAAAAACAUGAGAGUCUAUGUAUCUGACAUUGAGUCAGUUGAGUUUAAAAGUUUGCAUGAUUAUGCUAAAAACAUCAUAGAAAGGGCCGAAUACUUGAGGAAGGAAACGCCAAGUAUUUACACAAAGGAGAACAAAAAGAUAAUUGGAUCUCUCAAAAAUGAGAAGCAUAAGUUGUUAAGUGAUACAAUUAAAGAUUUAAAAACUAUGGGUCUCAGGUUAUCUAUGACUGCUGAUGUUCAAAGUGCUCUCCCAUAUGUCACUGCCAUCCUUGCAACCUCUCAAUCUCUUGAAGGUACAUCUUUCUGUGAUUGUGACGCAUUCUAUUUUAGAAUCCUAGACCUUCUUCCAAGAUUGAGAGUUUCUGUUGCCGAAGUGCAUGCUGAUAUCAAGCCCUCAGACUCACAAAAAUGUCUGGCAGCUUCUGAGAAUCUGCUGUUUAUGCUGGUGAAAAAUAGAAAUGUACUUGUUAGAUUCAGCAAGUUUAACUCUUCUUUGAAGCAAGUCUUGUCAAGCUUAGAGAAAAUAUCAAUUGAUAGUUCAAAUAAGCUAUUGCCAUGCUCUCAAUUUAGAAAUGCUGAGCAGCUGAAAAAAGAUGCUAAUUCUCUGAAACAACAGCUUCCUUUCAUUUUGCGCUAUGCAUUGGAUUCCCUACAGAAAGCUUCAGUCUUUACUCAGGAAAGUUACGACGUAUCUGUUUUCAGCGACGCUUUGAAUUCAAUUACAAAGCAUAACGUAUCUCAACUUCAACUUAUUGGAUCCGAUGAUUAUGAGCAUAUGAAGAGUCUGCACUUAUUUUUUGAGAACUUUAUCCUGGAUUUAAACUCAUGGAAACUAAAAAACAUCAAAGUAUCUUUUGUUGCCGAUUUUAUUCUUGAAUGGAUUUCAGCUCAAGAAUUUACUUUUAACACAAGCUAUGAAAUCGAAAGCACGAAUUUCAACAUUGAAUCACUCGAGCAAUCUUUGCGUGAGCUAUUCAAUUCAAUUUUAGUGUCUGUCCAAAGAAUUCAUAAAUUCACUUUCAAGGCAGAAAACGAUGAUGAAACUGAUGCCGAAAUUAACUGGCUAACUUUGUCUAACGAAAGACUGCUCAAGUUUGUUGAUCUGCUAUAUCCAGUAUCUGUGAUGAAAAAAUUCAACAACUCCAUUAAGAUUCUACAAAGUAUUGAAUACGAUGAACACGAAUGCUUAAUUGCCGCCGCAAUGGUUGAGCACAUGCUUCCUAUCAUUCAACAUUACUUUAACUUGGUUCAAAUUAUAGAAGAAAAAUUGAAGGCAAGUUACAUUGAUAUCUCAAGAGGUGCAUUUGAGCUUUCCACAAUUUUGCAUAACAUUUGCUCCAAAGGAUUUUGCCAACCUGAACCUCCAUCUGAUGAAAAAGAGGAUAACAAUUUGAAGGAAGGUACAGGAUUGGGUGAUGGUGAAGGAGCGCAGAAUAAUUCUAAUGAUAUUGACGAGGAUGAAGAUUUGAGCGAGCAAGCACAGCAGCCGAAUGAAGAAAAAAAUAAAGACGAUCAGGAUCAGGAAGAAAAUAAUGAUGCUGUUGAUAUAGAAGGUGAUAUGGCUGGAGAUUUGGAAAAUGCGUCCGAUCAAGAGAAUGAUGAUGAAAAUGAAGAGGAAAAAGAGGAUAACGAAGACCUAGAUGAGGAGAUUGAUGAUUUGGACGACUUAGAUCCGAAUGCUAUUGACGAUAAGAUGUGGGAUGAAGAAGCCGCUUCAAACUCCAAAGAAAAAGAAUCUGAACAAUUACCAGAUGAUUCCAAACAAGAUAAUGAUAUGGAAGCGAUGGAGGAUGAACCUGAGGACAAACAAAAUGAAACGGAGGGAGAUAAAGAUACUGAUCCCCCAGCAAAUGAUGAUGAAAAGAUGGAAGAUGAUCAGGAGGCAGAUGAGGAAGAAGAUGUCGGAGAACAAGAAGGAAGCCUGCAGAUGAUGAAGGAACUGAGGAGGAUCAAGAAGAAGAUAAUGCUGAAGGUGAUGCAGAUGACAUGGAAGUUAAUGAUGAAGAAAUUAAUGAAGACGAAGGCGUAGAGGCUUCUGACCAAGAAUUACAAGAAGGCGAAGAAGAUCGUGAUGAAAAGGAAGAUAAGGUUGGAGAAGAAAAUGACAAUCAAGAUGAGAUAGAAGGUUUAGAGAAUGCCGAAACUGGAGCCAACAAUGCUGAUGAUGAAUCUGCUGUCAAGCAACAAUCAGGAUUGAAAUCUGAAGGUGCAGACGCAAAUGCAGAUGAAGAAAAUGAAAAUGUCGGUGCAAGCAAUGGUGGAGC
Messenger RNA from Pichia membranifaciens NRRL Y-2026, 13355 nucleotides. RefSeq lists its product as hypothetical. Gene Ontology annotation, cellular component: preribosome, large subunit precursor; nucleus. NCBI's taxonomy places the organism in Eukaryota, Fungi, Ascomycota, Pichiomycetes, Pichiales, Pichiaceae. The transcript has 3 exons. The record is from RefSeq and is a predicted model, not a curated record. Gene Ontology annotation, biological process: ribosomal large subunit assembly; rRNA processing. Bases 86 to 13120 code for a protein of 4344 amino acids. Gene Ontology annotation, molecular function: ATP hydrolysis activity; ATP binding.